AUGCCGCGCGCAGAGGCUGGAAGUACGAAAGCGAUCAGUAACAAGAUCAAGCAGAAGGGUUUGGGCAGAUUGCGAUGGUACUGCCAAGCAUGUGAGAGACAGAUGAGAGACGAGAACGGCUUCAAAUGCCACGUUCAGUCCGAAAGCCACGUCCGUCAGGUGCUGCUCAUCGGCGAGGAUCCGAAGAAAUACAUCGAAGACUACAGCAAGCAGUUCAUCGAUAAUUUCCUCAGUCUUCUGAGAACGACGCACGGAGAGAAGGAGGUCAACGCGAAUCAGUUCUACCAACAGAUUAUUGCAGAUAAAACGCAUAUUCACAUGAACGCUACGAAAUGGAAGAGCUUGUCGCAGUUCAUCGCGCACCUCGGUCGCGAGGGUCUUUGUCGAGUACAGGAAUCUGAAAAGGGGCUGUUUGUCGCGUACAUUGAUCGAAGUCCGGAUACAAUGCGCCGCCGCGAGGCGCUGGCGAAGAAGGAGCGGCAGGAUAAGGGCGACGAGGAGCGGGAGCAGCAGCAGAUCCAGGAGCAGAUCGAGCGCGCGCGUCAAGUCGCCGCAAAGGAGGAUGAGAUUGAUCCGGAGGUUAGAAACCUGCAGCGGAAGGAGGGCGAGAAAGUGAAGCUGAAUAUCGGGUUUGGAGCGAAAACAAAUGGGGACGCGAAGGCCGAGUCACCGGCAACGGCCACUCCGGCCGAAGAAAAGGACCCCAGUGCCUCGUCGGCUUCUCCGGAGACCUCCGCGGCUGCUCCGACGGCGGCGGCGCCGAAGGUGUCGUUGUCUUUCGGAGGUGGCAGCAACAAGCCGAAGAAUGUGUUUGCGACGGCGGUGAAGAAGAACCCUCUCGCAGGGAAGAAGGGUCCCGUGAAGGAGGCGCCCAGAAAGAUGACGGAGCAGGAGCGUAUCAUGAAGCAGGAGAUGGAAGCAAUGGAGCGCAAGCGUAUGCGCGGGGCAUCCGGUUUCCCGGAUGCUAAGCGCCCGAAGAUCUCUUGA
Aspergillus aculeatus ATCC 16872 is the source of this 987-nucleotide messenger RNA. Its product is annotated as putative C2H2 finger domain protein (Kin17). Gene Ontology annotation, cellular component: nucleus. The record is from RefSeq and is a predicted model, not a curated record. The coding region runs from base 1 to 987 and encodes 328 amino acids. Gene Ontology annotation, biological process: DNA replication; DNA damage response. The transcript has 3 exons. NCBI's taxonomy places the organism in Eukaryota, Fungi, Ascomycota, Eurotiomycetes, Eurotiales, Aspergillaceae. Gene Ontology annotation, molecular function: double-stranded DNA binding.